AUGUCAGACAAGGAGAUAGAAAAGCCUUUUGUCAAGGAUAAUAACUCUCCAUAUGGAAAGGCAGUUAACAGAGAACCUUCGGGCCAUAUGUUCCAGAAGGUGACCAAUUCCGGUCCAAUCUCUAUCCUAUGCUACUGUCUAUCAUCGAUCUUAAUGACUACUACUAAUAAAUAUGUUGUGUCUGGUUACAAUUUCAACAUGAACUUUGUUAUGUUAGCAGUGCAGUCCAUUGUCUGUGUCUUGGUCAUUUCAGUCUUGAAGUUUUCGGGCGUUAUCACUUACAGAAACUUCAAUAAGAAUGAGGCCAGAAAGUGGUCUCCGAUCGCUUUCUUAUUGGUCAUUAUGAUCUACACCUCUUCCAAGGCUUUACAAUUCUUGACUAUUCCUGUCUACACCAUCUUCAAGAACUUGACCAUUAUCUUGAUUGCGUACGGUGAGGUUUUAUGGUUUGGUGGUUCGGUCACUUCAAUGGCUUUGGGUUCCUUCUUUUUGAUGGUGCUUUCUUCUGUUGUGGCCUGUUUCGGUGACAAGAAUUCCGAGGGUGCUCUUAACUUGAAUGUCGGUUACGUUUGGAUGUUCUCAAACUGUUUUGCAUCUGCCUCCUUUGUCUUGUUCAUGAGAAAGAGAAUCAAGUUGACUAACUUCAAGGACUUCGAUACCAUGUACUACAACAAUAUCUUGUCGAUUCCAAUCUUGAUUAUUGCUUCCUUGAUUCUUGAAGACUGGUCUAGUGAGAAUUUAGCUCUCAACUUCCCUCCAGAUAGUAGGGCUUCCGUCAUCUCUGCCAUGAUCUUCUCCGGCGCUUCUUCCGUCGGUAUCUCUUACUGUUCAGGUUGGUGUAUCAGAGUUACUUCUUCGACCACAUAUUCUAUGGUUGGUGCUUUGAACAAGUUACCUAUUGCCUUGUCCGGAUUAAUUUUCUUUGAUGCUCCAAUCAAUUUCUUCUCCGUGUCUUCUAUUUUCGUCGGUUUCUCUGCCGGUCUUCUUUAUGCUGUUGCUAAGCAAAAGCAAAAGGAGGCUGAAUCAAGAAAACAACAAUUACCAAAAUAA
Brettanomyces nanus is the source of this 1050-nucleotide messenger RNA. RefSeq names its product GDP-mannose transporter into the lumen of the Golgi (gene VRG4). The transcript has a single exon. Gene Ontology annotation, molecular function: antiporter activity; GDP-mannose transmembrane transporter activity. NCBI's taxonomy places the organism in Eukaryota, Fungi, Ascomycota, Pichiomycetes, Pichiales, Pichiaceae. The coding region runs from base 1 to 1050 and encodes 349 amino acids. Gene Ontology annotation, cellular component: Golgi apparatus. The record is from RefSeq and is a predicted model, not a curated record.